AUGGCUGUCAACAUAUUCAACCCCUCAAAUGCCUCCGCGAGUCCAUUCGAUAUAUACAAUGAUGCCGGUAACCCACUGCCGCCGGCUAGCCCUAGCCUACCUAAUGGAUGUUGCAAUUUUGUUGAUUUGACUCCCGGAGCCAAUGGAGCCAAGUGCGGAUGCCGUCGCUUCUGGCCGCGUCAGACGAUAGUCAGUCCCAUUGCUGAACAGGCUGGAUGGUGUAUGUGUGCCCACCAUGCCUGUUACCACGAUGAUGGACCUCACAAUCCCCGUGACGGCCUUCAACAGCUGCAGCAAUUGCCGCAGCAAACCAAUCUCGGUCACGUUGGCCAGGAAAAUGAGAGGCCCCGUACGGGUCGUGAGCCAUUGAGCCCGGUUGUGGACGUGUCGAUGCAGGGCCUCUCAACCGUCCCCGGAAUGGACUUUGCUGCCUUCAGCCCCGGCCUUCCCCUCUCCUUUGUCCAUGAAUUUGCAACUGAAUCUGAGGACGCCCACAACAAUGAUGCCACUCUUCACCCACCAGGCUCCAUGCCCGAUACCCUCGCUUGGGAGGAGUACAUACAAUCCCCGCCGGAACAUCCUAGACCAUUGGAACCAUCUGAACACUCAGCGUUGCCACACCUUCCGUCCCAAUUUCUUAUGCCCUCUCAGACCGCCUCCACCACGUCGUCCAUUCAGGCCAAGUACCAAAGACCAUUUGCCGGAAAGGGACUUGGUACUCUUAAUAAUAUAACACCCAAAGGACCAGCCUCUUCUCAUGCACAGCAACCACAAAAAUGUGAUGUGAAACCCCUACACGUACAACGCCAGGAUCCUGCUACCGACUCCUUUGUCUUGGUUGGUCAUGACGGACAAGGAGAGGAAACACCGAGGCCUGACACCGCUACACAAAACGAACCUCGGGUAGCUGCAGCAUUCCAUGGAUUUUCCCGGGAGACUCUCCAGAACUUGUCAGAUACUAUUAGUGGACAUGAACAACGCCUGGACCGCCUGGAAACUGUAUCCUUUUCUGCCAAUGGACAUGACGAAUGCGUUGAUAAACAUGACCACAUGGACCUACGUGUCACAGAACUGGAACUGAGAAUGGAAGGUGUGGAGAAGGCUGUAGAGGUGACUGGGACGGCGAACAAAGACGCUGAAGUCGAGGAUGAUGGUGCAAAGAGCGUCUUCUCGGCAGUCACAAGUGUCUCCAGUCGACCCAACCCAGAGGAAAUAAUGUCUCAAAUCGACAGCCUGCGGGCCCAAGUCUCCCAUCUUCAGUCCUUUCUCCCAUCACAUGGUCAUGCGUGGACCGUGGAGGUUGUCUUCUUGCCUUUCCCAUUGAAGCGUCUUUGGCAAGAACUUUCGCAGUUCAAACAUGAUGCCACUGUUAGCAAUGAUGACUGGACGCAAGUCCCCAUGACGCUUAGCAGCGCCACACUACGAUCGCAAUCACCGUUUGGCGGCGACUGGGCUGCUACCGAUCACGAUGCAGAGUGGCUAUACCCAAGAGCCUGCGGCGAUAAGAGCACCCAGGAUAGGAGGUUACGCAGUCGAGGGCUCAUCCAAACUGUAUCCUUUCGCGGACCUGACGCUAGAAGCGUGCAAGCGGCCAUACACGAGGCUUUUGGUUCAGUAUUCCGCAGCCUGGGUAUCACACCUCGACACCAGCCCACGGAUCCACGUUUUGGCAGAUAUCUUGGACUUCAGGAGUCGUGGGUGCCACUUCGCAAAAUUCACAAGGACUCACGACUCCGAUUCCUUAAUGCCGCUGAGAUGCUGACACCCUCGUUAUGGGAUGUCAAUUUCUUGCAUUCGGUGGCCAUGAAGGCUGCAGAACCUAGACUCUUCAUCACACACCCAGACGCCUAUAUACAAGACUACGGAGCGUACGAAUCAGGAUGGGCUUGGCAACGAGUCCGCGAAAUGGAUCGCGUCUCCCUAGAUGUGUCAGAGUCGCAGGAAGUCAAGGAAGCAGAUGCCAUGGAGCACUGCUGGCUUUGGAACGAGCAGCUUGACGAGGCUCCUAGUAUCCCAACCUCACUCAACAUGCGCCAAGGCCGCGAACGCCUCUCAACAUCCCCAGCAGUAUUCCCAGCUCCGGAGCAACCGUAUCGCUCAGUCAGUCCCUUUGCCGUCCGAGGACCAUCGCCCAUGCUAUCAGGUCGCCGUGCUCCAAGACCACCUCACAUUCGCACCGCCUCCGUCCCCAUCGUCCCGGCGACAGCUCAAUCUCCCUCGAACGCCAGCCGCCGCCGCAUUGUAUCCCACGGCCAAUCCAGACACUCAUCCCCCUUCACCCGCGGCCCGUCCUCCCAAGGCAUCCAGAAAAGGCGCCGCACCCGCUCCCCCAGCUACCCUCACUAUACGCCUCGCUGGACCGCCUCACCUAGUCCCAUGCCCUCAGCCAUCAACGACCGUCAAGUCACCCGUGGCAUGACACCGCUCGCCUACGCUACACCAUACAGCAACGCACCGUUGCAGGAACUCCGCCCCUUUCGCGGAAGCAGCGUUGCUCGCAGUGGAACAUCUCACGUCCCCAUGGAAUACGCAACCGACGAACUCUUUGACGUAGAAAUCUACGACAGCGGCUCCGACGAAUCAUACCGUGAGGAUGCCGACGAUGAGAGCAAUUCAAGCGGUGAAAUCGUGACUCACGUCCCUGUGAGUAGCCAUGACUCACACAGACGACAGCUGCCUGAGGACGAACCAUGGCCCGGCAUCGAAGAUCAGGGCCGCCCAUCUGAUGGGGAGAAUAUUGAUCCGGAUGAAGGGGAAGGCAAAAGCAGCGAAGCGAGCAGUCAGCCAUCUGAGUACCCUAGUACUCAGCGAGCAUGGCCGGCUGAUAAUGAAAUGGGAUUUCAAAUUCACGAGGAUGAGGAAUGA
Pochonia chlamydosporia 170 is the source of this 2865-nucleotide messenger RNA. RefSeq lists its product as hypothetical. The coding region runs from base 1 to 2865 and encodes 954 amino acids. The transcript has a single exon. NCBI's taxonomy places the organism in Eukaryota, Fungi, Ascomycota, Sordariomycetes, Hypocreales, Clavicipitaceae. The record is from RefSeq and is a predicted model, not a curated record.